This is a messenger RNA of Gamsiella multidivaricata, 1410 nucleotides long. Its product is annotated as Ribophorin I. The record is from RefSeq and is a predicted model, not a curated record. Gene Ontology annotation, cellular component: oligosaccharyltransferase complex; membrane. The transcript has 5 exons. The coding region runs from base 1 to 1410 and encodes 469 amino acids. Lineage: Eukaryota; Fungi; Mortierellomycota; Mortierellomycetes; Mortierellales; Mortierellaceae.
AUGGCUUCCCUUCUCGUGUCAUCUGUCGCAACAGCACAACCAGAUGAUGAAUUUUCUGGUCCAAAGCCAAUUGUACCCCAGGUUCUCGUGAUCACCAACUUGCUCCGUACUCUGGAUCUGUCUAGACCCAUGAUUCGGGAGAUCACCUCGGCAGCCCUUCAGAACGUCGCAGAGGAGAACGUGACCGAAUACUACUUCCCUGUCGAUCAGGGCUACUCCGAUAGCCUCGCCUUCAUCACCGCCGAAAACAGAAAGACCAAGGAGAAUCUUGAGGUCACCAAGGACCCAGAGUACUUUGACGCCGAUUUCCAAUAUUACAAGAUUAAGCUAUCGGAGCCAUUGCCCCCGGGCGAAAAGGUGCAGGUUACUGUUAAGACAUCACUUACAGGUCUCAUUCGCCCUUAUCCCGUGGCCGUUGGACAGGCCGAGCGCCAGCAGUUCAUUUACUUUGGAAACCCAUUCGCGCUGACCGCAUACCCAGCUACCAAACAAAAGACCACUGUUAUUACCUCCAACAACGUCUUGGAGGUUCAUGAGCACCCAGAGGAGUCCCAGCCGUUGAUCAAGAACAACCAGGUCAUCCUUGGACCCUACAAUGAUGUCAGGCCAUUGGAGCACGGUAUCUUUGAGAUCCAGUACCAGUUGCAGGGCCCAGUUCCGCACGUCCGUCAUCUGCGUCGCGAUAUUGAGAUCUCUCAGUGGGGUAACAACCUUGCAGUCGAGGAGCACUACAAUUUUGUCAACAAGGGAGCCAAUCUGAAGGGUCAUUUCAGCAGAUUGGAUAUGCAGCGCAACCCCAUUGGUAUGCGUGAGGGCAACGGUAUCUUGCUGAUCCCAACGCAGCUUCCCAAGCUCGCUCGUGACAUCUACUACCGUGAUGAGAUCGGAAACAUUUCGACCUCAACUUUGGCAGAGCAGCCCGAUUUCAUCCUGUUCACUCUCCAGCCCCGCUUCCCGAUCUUUGGAGGCUGGAACACGACCUGGUAUACCGGCUACAAUGUUCCUCUGGAUGGAUUCCUGCGCCGUGUCCCCGGCACGAGCAAGUAUAUCCUUAAGGUCCCAGUCUUUGUGGCGUUAAGAGAGACCAGCUACGAUGACGUUGAGAUCCGAAUUGUUCUCCCAGAAGGAGCCAAGAACGUGAAUGUGCAGUUGCCAUUUGAGGUUGAUGAGGUUGAGCACUCGAACACCAAGACCUACAUGGACAGCGCUGGACGUUACACUGUCACUAUUCGCGCCACGAAUCUGAUUGAGGAGCACACGCAGGAGAUGUUGAUCGAGUACGAGUUCUCGGCCGUGUCUUAUCUCACGAAGCCCCUUUCUGCCGCGGCCAUGUUGAUGGCAAUCUUUGCGUCAUCGAUGCUGUUCUCCAGAAUGGAUUUUAAGAUUGGAGGAUCGCUCGUGACGAAGUAG